Messenger RNA from Mastomys coucha (southern multimammate mouse), 276 nucleotides. It is a transcript of the gene Tcl1a, whose product is annotated as T cell leukemia/lymphoma 1A. The coding region runs from base 1 to 276 and encodes 91 amino acids. Lineage: Eukaryota; Metazoa; Chordata; Mammalia; Rodentia; Muridae. Gene Ontology annotation, biological process: positive regulation of peptidyl-serine phosphorylation. The transcript is spliced from 3 exons. Gene Ontology annotation, molecular function: protein serine/threonine kinase activator activity. The record is from RefSeq and is a predicted model, not a curated record.
AUGGCUACCCAGCAGGCAUACAGGCCAGAGACCCCCCCACACCCCGACCACCUGUGGAUCUGGGAAAAGCACGUGUACUUGGAUGAAUUUCGUCGAAGCUGGCUGCCCAUAGUCAUCAAGAGUGAAGGAAAAUUCCAGGUGAUCAUGCGCCAGGAAGAUGUCACCUUGGGGGAUGCUAUGACCCCCAAUCAGCUGGUGCCAUACGAGCUGCCUUUAAUGUGGCAACUCUAUCCUGAGGAGAGUUCAGAGACGUGGAGGACAUGUUACUUGAACUGA